CAAACAGGAGUUCGUAUUAUUGCCAGAUAAUAAAGCGACGCAGCGGCUGUUUGAAGUCACAUGUGCCCAGAACAAACAAUUAAGAUGACAAAACCUGUCCUCAGGAGAGAUUCUCUUUAUUACAGAAGAAGCUGCAUUGGGAUCACAUCUCAGUUCCUGGAUUGCAAUAGAGUUGGAGGACAGGGAGCAGAGGAAGAAGAGAGGGAGGAUAAGCAGAGGAGAGCUGCUGAGCUGCACAACAGAGCCACUGCUGAUGGACAAGCUUUGGCUUCAGUGAUGGACUGAACUGAAGGCAGUGGGAUCCCUGUGACAGCCAGCUUCACGUUUUCCUCAGAAGCCUUCACACCUGACAAAGGCAUGUAUGGACACACUGCAGCAUAGGUGAGAAACAAGAGCUGCCCACUUUGAACACACAAAUUGGCCUAAUGAUUGAAAUACAACCAUCUCUCAAAGAGGACAACACUGGCCUUUUAUUUGGAAACCGUCUCUCAGGUCUGCACAAACUGAUUCUACCUUUGUCCCAAAAAGCAAGUAAACCUGGAACCUCAGCCCCUUCCCAAGUGCCCUGGAAACCCACGGGAUUCAGUCUGCAACCACAGAUGUAACUAAGCUGUCAAGAUUUCGUCACCAGGAAGUCCUGAGUUUUUGGUGACUGUUGGACCAACAAUGUCAAAAGCUAAAAAGAAAAACAAACUUGUGUCUGUGCCAUAUAGCUGCAUGGACACAUCUUCAAAGACGUGGCUGCCGCAUCAGAGUCAGUUUGGGUUGGUUGGUCAAGCGGAGGUUUGCUGUGGCGGAUCUGGAGUUUUAACCCCAAACCAAUCUCGCAGGGCAAGUUUUGCCUCUGCAAGACAGUCAAGCAUGGAAACCCCUCCCAAUACCACCCCACAGCCCUUCAGACAGCCGAGUUUUCUCAAUCGAAGGUUGAAGGGUUCCAUCAAGAGGGCCAAAAGUCAGCCCAAACUGGACCGUACCAGCAGCUUCAGACAAAUGAUUUUGCCCCGGUUUCGUAGUGCCGACCAAGAGAGGACUCGCUUGAUGCAAAGCUUCAAAGAAUCCCACUCCCAUGAGUCCCUACUUUCUCCUAGCAGUGCUGCGGAGGCUUUGGACCUAGUUUUGGAUGAAGAGGCCAUAAUCAAACCUGUCCACUCUAGCAUUUUAGGACAAGAGUACUGCUUUGAGGUAACCACCAGUUCAGGGACAAAAUGUUUUGCCUGUCGCUCAGCUUCAGAGAGAGACAAGUGGAUUGAGAAUCUGCAACGAGCUGUCAAACCUAACAAGGACAACAGCAGACGGGUGGACAAUGUGCUCAAGUUGUGGAUCAUUGAAGCUCGAGACCUUCCAGCUAAGAAACGCUACUAUUGUGAGCUGUGUCUGGAUGACAUGCUGUACGCACGCACCACCAGCAAACCCCGGACCGACACCGUCUUCUGGGGCGAGCAUUUUGAAUUUAACAAUUUGCCUACCAUUCGUAGCCUUCGCUUGCACCUCUACAAGGAAACGGACAAAAAAAGACGCAAGGAAAAAAGCACAUACCUUGGCCUUGUCAGCAUCCCCAUCUCCAGCAUCACGGGCCGGCAGUUUGUGGAGCAGUGGUACCCGGUGAUACAAUCCAGUGUUUUGGCCAAAAGUGGUGGUGUUGGAAGUGCCAAAGUCAUCAACGCCUCACUGCGUGUUAAGUCUCGCUACCAGACAAUGAACAUCCUCCCCAUGGAGCUGUACAAGGAAUUUGCUGAAUACAUUACCAACAACUACCGAACACUGUGUGCAGUUCUGGAGCCGCUGUUGAGUGUGAAAAGCAAAGAGGAGGUGGCGUUUGCUCUGGUGCACAUUCUUCAAAGCACAGGGAAAACAAAGGAGUUCCUCUCCGACAUGGCGAUGUGUGAGGUGGAUCGAUUCAUGGACCGUGAGCACUUGAUCUUUCGGGAGAAUACGCUCGCUACUAAGGCUGUGGAAGAGUACCUCAAACUGAUAGGUCACAGAUACCUCAAGGAUGCUAUAGGUGACUUCAUUCGAGCCUUAUAUGAGUCUGAGGAGAACUGUGAGGUGGACCCCAUGCGCGUCCCGCCAUCAGUCCUCGCUGACCACCAAGCCAACCUUCGUAUGUGCUGCGAGCUGUUACUCUGCAAGAUUAUCAACUCUCUCUGCAUAUUUCCUCGGGAGCUGAAGGAAGUUUUUGCCUCAUGGAGAGCCAGAUGUGCUGAGCGUGGAAGAGAGGAUCUCGCUGACAGCCUCAUCAGCUCCUCCCUGUUCCUUCGCUUCAUGUGCCCAGCCAUCAUGUCCCCCUCCCUGUUCAACCUAAUGCAGGAGUACCCUGCUGAACGCACGUCCCGCACACUCACACUCAUAGCCAAGGUCAUGCAGAACCUGGCCAGCUUCAGCAAAUUUGGACCCAAGGAGGAAUACAUGUAUUUCAUGAAUGAGUUCCUGGAGAUGGAGUGGGGCUCCAUGCAGCAAUUUCUUUAUGAGAUUUCCAACAUGGACACCGGAGGAAACGCUGGAGGGUUUGAGGGCUACAUUGACCUCGGCAGAGAACUGUCCAUGCUCCAUAGCUUACUGUGGGAAGUCAUGGGCCAGCUUAGCAAGGAUGCUAUUCUCAAACUGGGACCGCUACCACGGCUGCUGAAUGACAUCAGUGUCGCCUUGAGGAACCCACAGCUUCACAUGCCUACAAAUCACCAGCCAGACCGACCGAAGGACAGACUCUUCUCGCGACCAUCGUUCAAUCGUCUAAUGUCCUCCGACUUCCAAAGCCUUAUGAUGCGUGACUUAAACAGUUCAAUAGACAUCUCUCGCCUGCCGUCCCCUACGACGGGAGUAUCAGCUGUAGAAUCCCUGUCAUCGAAUCUGAACAUGAGGCGUCAGGCAGAACGAGACCUUCGCUCGUCGAGGGAAGUUUUCUAUGUCACGCGUCCGCCGCUGGCUCGAUCCAGCCCCGCGUACUGCACAAGCAGCUCGGAUAUUACUGAGCCUGAUCCAAAGGUCCACAGUGUGAAUAAAAGUGUGUCUAUGAUGGACCUUCAGGACUCCCGUAUGAACAGCAUAUCCAACCUGAACUCUGUGGGAGACAUGCUCACCUCCUCUCAAGCCUCCAUCGCCGGCCUCGGCCACAGCUUCGGGAACCUCGGCGGCCCUCUUCGUAUGGGAGGGCAUAUGCCGACGGGCUCAGCAGGCUCUGGUUUGAGGCUGAGCCAGAUGGGCCACAUUGGGGGGCCCACCGAAUCCAUCUCUCAACAGCAACAGCAAGCGGCAGCGGCCAUGCACUACCCUCUGUCUUUCCAGAACCCACUAUUCCAUCUGGCUGCCCAGAACUCCCCAGCUCAGUCUCAGCAGCCUCCCCCUCCUCUCCUCCUCGCCCCUGAGCCUGAGAAUGGCCACCAUGACUAUCAACCCGCCUUUGGCAACAGUGCUUUCUCCCGCAGCGAGGACUUGUCCGCCCUGCGGUCACAGAGCAGUCUGGUGCAGCCCAGCAUUGUCCACUCACACAGUUACAGUGAUGAUUUCACCCGGCAGAAUCAGAGCAACGACUACGCCUGGCACCAGCUGUCGCUGCAGGUGCAGGAGUCUCUCCAGCAGCAGCACCUAAUGGGAGUCACAUCUCAAACAGCCACUGGGACGGGCACCCCCGCCUCUUUGGCUACACCUCCCACUACAGUUCAUCCUGUCCGCCAGUCAUCCAUUGCCCCACCGCAACACCUCAAGUCCCAGAGGUCCAUUAACACUCCAGCUACUGCCACGCCUCCAAAGGUCCGCCCGCAGAGCAGGAACCUCCUCCUCGACUCUUCUGACACAAAUUUCAGUGGCAGGCAACAACAGGAGACACAGCUGUCGGUGACAGACAGUCCAGCACCCGGACUCCCGUACCAGACGAGCUCCGCCAAAGACAACCAGGGCCCGCCAGCAGCUGCAGAGGAGUCAACAGACACUCCGACAAAAAGCACCAAGAAGCCUCAACAGUCCCAGCUGCAGCCUCCACAGCAGCAUUUACUCAAGCCAGUUGUCAAUAAACAGGGUUCUCAGUCAACCUUGAGCACCCCGGCCCUCAACGAGCGGACAGUCGCCUGGGUGUCCAACAUGCCACAUCUCUCUGCUGACAUCGAGAGCCUGCGGCCGGACCGUGAGGGUCAGCUGAAAGAGUACUCCAAGAGCAUGGAUGAGUCACGGUUAGAGAGGGUAAGAGAAUACGAAGAAGAGAUACAUUCCUUGAAAGAACGGCUGAAGAUGUCUCAUCGCAAGCUUGAAGAGUAUGAGCAGAGACUUCUGACGCAGGAACAGCAGACAAACAAGAUCCUGCAGCAGUAUCAGAACCGCCUGGAGGACAGCGAGCGCCGCCUGAAGCAGCAGCAACUGGAGAAGGACUCUCAAAUCAAAGGCAUCAUCAGCAGACUCAUGGCUGUGGAAGAUGAGCUGAGAGGGGGUGCCAUUCCUGAUAUUAAGCCUCGAAUCCUCACAGACCAGUCUAUCAGCCAGGGCUAUGGUGGCCACCCAGGAUCCUGA
This is a messenger RNA of Seriola dumerili (greater amberjack), 4497 nucleotides long. RefSeq names its product ras/Rap GTPase-activating protein SynGAP-like (gene syngap1a). The record is from RefSeq and is a predicted model, not a curated record. Gene Ontology annotation, biological process: regulation of GTPase activity. NCBI's taxonomy places the organism in Eukaryota, Metazoa, Chordata, Actinopteri, Carangiformes, Carangidae. The transcript has 21 exons. The coding region runs from base 667 to 4497 and encodes 1276 amino acids.